ACUGGGGUGUUUUACCCCUUCAUUUCUCCUUCUCCGAAAACAAAUCCCCAAAUUAAUUUUCUUCAAUUGGGGAUUUCUUUUUCCUCCACCACAAUGAGUAAAAACGACGACGUUUCCUUCACUUCAUCUUCUCUCAGAACCCCCCCUUUCCUUCACCACCAAACUAAACCCUCUCUCCCUCUCUUCUCUCAACUCGCCAAAACCAAACUCACCUUCGCCAGCUUCCUCGACUCACUCCUAACCCGCCCGUCAACUCGGACUCCCAACUCACCCCCCCUCUGCUCCGCCUCACUCUCCCUUUCUCACUCCUCCUGCUCAGACCCCAAACCCCUGCCGAUCCUUGGCUCCGCGUCGCUGUCGCUGAGUCAGUCCCAACUCGGUGAGUCGAAUCAACUCGACGAGUCGAAUCAACUCGACUCGGUGGUUACCGCCCAGCAGAAGAGUGGUGGGGCGAGUGGGGUUCAUGGGUCGGGUAGGAACGAUGAGGAGAGGGUGUUGAUCAGUGAAGUGCUGGUGAAGAAUAAAGAUGGGGAGGAACUGGAGAGGAAGGAUUUAGAAGGUGAGGCUUUAGCGGCGUUAAAAGCUUGCCGUGCUAACUCGGCUCUUACCGUUCGUGAAGUUCAAGAGGAUGUGCAUAGGAUUAUCAGUAGUGGAUAUUUUUCCUCCUGUAUGCCUGUUGCUGUUGACACUCGUGAUGGGAUUCAGUUGGUUUUUCAGGUAGAACCGAACCAGGAGUUUCAUGGUCUAGUAUGUGAAGGAGCUAGUGUUCUUCCGACAAAGUUUAUACAGGAUGCUUUUCGUGGCGGUUAUGGAAAAGUGGUAAAUAUUAAGCAUUUGGAUGAAGUAAUAAAUUCCAUCAAUGGCUGGUACAUGGAGCGUGGCCUUUUUGGCAUGGUUUCAAAUGCUGAGAUUCUCUCUGGGGGUAUUAUAAGGUUACAAGUUGCAGAGGCAGAGGUGAACGACAUUUCCAUAUGUUUUCUUGACCGAAAAACUGGUGAACCAACCAAAGGGAAGACAAAGCCUGAAACGAUACUUAGGCAACUUACAACCAAAAAGGGACAGGUCUACAGUAUGCUUCAAGGGAAAAGAGAUGUGGAUACUGUGUUAACUAUGGGAAUCAUGGAAGAUGUUAGCUUUAUUCCCCAACCUGCUGGAGAUACUGGCAAAGUUGAUUUGAUAAUGAAUGUUGUUGAACGUCCAAAUGGAGGUUUCUCCGCUGGCGGUGGGAUAUCAAGUGGGAUCACAAGUGGCCCUCUAUCAGGACUUAUUGGAAGCUUUGCAUAUUCCCAUAGAAAUGUUUUUGGACGAAACCGGAAACUUAAUAUUUCCCUUGAGAGAGGCCAAAUUGACUCGAUCUUUCGCGUAAACUACACAGACCCAUGGAUUGAAGGGGAUGACAAACGGACUUCUAGAACAAUUAUGGUUCAGAAUUCAAGAACCCCUGGGAAUCUUGUUCACAGUAACCAACCUGGCAAUAGUAGCCUGACCAUUGGCAGAGUUACAGCAGGUUUAGAAUUUAGCAGACCACUCAGGCCAAAGUGGAGUGGAACAGGCGGACUUAUAUUUCAGCAUGCUGGUGUUCGUGAUGAAAAUGGCAAUCCUAUUAUUAAGGACCAUUACAGCAGCCCGCUUACUGCAAGCGGCAAGACUCAUGAUGAUAUGUUGCUUGCCAAAUUUGAAAGUGUAUAUACAGGUUCUGGGGAUCAUGGCUCUUCAAUGUUUGUGUUUAACAUGGAACAAGGACUACCUCUUUGGCCCGAGUGGCUGUUUUUCAACAGAGUUAAUGCUCGUGCUAGAAAGGGUGCACAAAUUGGUCCUGCUUUGUGUCUUCUGAGUUUGUCUGGCGGUCAUGUGGUGGGUAAUUUUUCUCCUCAUGAAGCAUUUGCCAUUGGUGGAACAAACAGUGUGAGAGGAUAUGAAGAAGGGGCUGUGAGCUCUGGUAGAUCAUAUGUAAUUGGCUCUGGUGAAAUUUCUUUCCCUAUGUUGGGACCAGUGGAAGGAGUUAUUUUUGCUGACUAUGGAACAGAUCUCGGAUCUGGACCCACAGUGCCUGGAGAUCCCGCUGGGGCAAGGCUGAAACCUGGAAGUGGAUACGGGUAUGGCUUUGGCAUCCGUGUGGACUCAGCGUUGGGCCCUCUUCGUCUUGAAUACGCAUUUAAUGACAAGAACAUGAAGAGAUUUCAUUUUGGAGUAGGUCACCGAAAUUAGUGUUCUUCGCUUCAUAUCAUAUUUUGCAAUCAAUUCUAUUGCUUACUUAAAGAGGCCCUGUUUCGGUUUCUUUCAAAAUCGAUCUAAUAUCGUAUCAUCACUGGCUUUGAAACCCAGUGGCAUGCUGAGUUUGUAUACCCGGUAGCUUUUUUCAGUGAAGCAAGCUCGAGCCCUAGCGAUCCUAAUUUACUUCGGUACCAUGAAACAGAAGAGGACUACUUCUACUGUAUGGUCGUUGUAUGCACUAUUGUUUUGUCUGUGCAUUGAUUAUGGGUGGUCACCUUCAAAUCAAAUCGACAAUGGGGUGUAGUUUACAUUGAAUAGGAUCAUCUCCUCAUGCUUUCCUUUCACCGUCCAUUGUCUUUUGCAUUCAAUGUUUUGUCUUGGCGUGUGGCUCUUGUCCAAACCACAAGGAAAACUUGCCAUUUGUCAUGGAAGGAAAUCUUCGUUUGCCUGUGGUUGGGGCUGUUUAAUAUCAUAGAUAAGCCACCUAAAGUGGCUUAGUAAUUGUGUAUUCAAUAACCACAGUUUCCAUUGA
This is a messenger RNA of Populus trichocarpa (black cottonwood), 2746 nucleotides long. RefSeq names its product outer envelope protein 80, chloroplastic. The transcript has 16 exons. The record is from RefSeq and is a predicted model, not a curated record. The coding region runs from base 94 to 2208 and encodes 704 amino acids. Gene Ontology annotation, cellular component: outer membrane. Lineage: Eukaryota; Viridiplantae; Streptophyta; Magnoliopsida; Malpighiales; Salicaceae. Gene Ontology annotation, biological process: embryo development ending in seed dormancy; chloroplast organization.